Messenger RNA from Pogonomyrmex barbatus (red harvester ant), 3880 nucleotides. It is a transcript of the gene bru3, whose product is annotated as CUGBP Elav-like family member bruno 3. Gene Ontology annotation, molecular function: RNA binding; oxidoreductase activity. The record is from RefSeq and is a predicted model, not a curated record. Lineage: Eukaryota; Metazoa; Arthropoda; Insecta; Hymenoptera; Formicidae.
UCUCCCUUGUGCUUUCGUUCGCAAGCGCGGCCUGCCGGAUUCUCGUUUCUUCUGUAUUAAACACGCAAACACACUUGCGCACGGACGUACAUACACGCGCGUAUACACCCCCGCGUUUUCCCUUCGUUCCUCUGUCUGCGUAACGUCGCGCAUAGAGCCGACCGUUUUCCACCCUCGUGGCCGCCUCGUGGACCUUCCCUUUCGAUUCCCUCGAUACAGCCCUGGGAAUAGUUACACGCGCCCUCCGGCGCCAUUCCUUUCCCUCAUUCUUUCUUUCCCUCGCUUAGAUGGUUACGUAUUCAACGUAUCAGAAAAUUCCGCAACUGUCUCUCCGGUCCGUCUCGAAGGAAAGAUUUUGCGCGCAUUCGACAGGCCUCGUAGUUUUGCAUUGUCACACACGUUGGAUCAGUAUGAUUUUGAUAAAUUCGAGAUGCCACGUGCGUCGCUUCUGUUGAUUCUGCCAGAAACAAGAGUGCUUUAGACGAUCGUCAAUGAGCGUCGUCGUGCCGCGCGCAUUUUUAGUGACAGUGAUUAGCGUUUUAUAUUUUGUACGAUUGAUGAUUUCACCUUUGAUUGUCAGAUCCUUUUGAAGUGAAGUUAUGCAGUGCAAUGAUUUUAUAUGACGACGUUAAGGUUGUGAUUAUACAUUGAGAGAGGGAAUUUGUGAAAAUUACGCGUACCGAAUUGCAGUGACCGUUUUCGGUCCGUCGAGUUUUAUCCCCGUGUGUAAUCUGGAAUUAGUGCCGCGUUAUUUGCUAUUCAGUUUAUACAUCGCAACAACAUGGUCGACUUCAUCGCCUAUCCGGAGAUCUCCUAUCUCUACGAUGAAUUUAUGAUGAUGAACCGUCCUAUUCAAGUGAAGCCAGCGGACAGUGAAAACCGCGGAGACAGAAAGCUGUUCGUUGGUAUGUUAAGCAAGCAACAAACUGAAGACGAUGUGCGACAGCUGUUUACUACCUUCGGUUCAAUAGAGGAGUGCACCAUCCUCCGUGGACCCGACGGAAGCAGCAGAGGCUGUGCCUUCGUGAAACUUUCGUCGCAUCAAGAAGCACUGGCAGCAAUAAAUUCUCUACACGGCAGCCAAACUAUGCCGGGUGCGUCAUCCAGCAUAGUGGUAAAAUUCGCAGACACUGAUAAAGAGAGACAGAUAAGACGCAUGCAGCAAAUGGCCGGGAACAUGAGCAUCCUUAACCCCUUCUUCAAUCAUUUCGGCGCUUACAACGCUUACGCUCAGCAGCAAGCGGCGCUUAUGGCAGCCGCGACUGCACAGGGAACGUACAUCAAUCCAAUGACCGCAUUGGCAGCUGGACAAUUACCGCACACAUUGAAUGGCAUGCCAAAUCCCGUGGUCCCACCAACUUCUGGUUUGCUCGUAGGUACCGGCACAGGGCAACCGGUUAACGGGGCAUUACCGUCGUUACCAUCGCCAACGAUGCCCAAUUUUAACAUGGCCGCUCAAACGCCGAACGGCCAGCCAGCAGGCUCGGAUCCAGGUGUCUACACCAACGGAAUACCGCAGACUUAUGCGGGACAUGCCCUCCAUCUGUCCAUUCCAGCGCAGGGGUUGGCCAACGGGGAGGCGGCACUUCAGCAUGCCGCCGCGUAUCCUGGAAUGCAGGCUUAUGCUGGAGUGGCCGCUUACCCCGCCGUCUACGGCCAGUUUCCUCAGGCUAUUCCUCAGCCGAUGACCGCGGUGGCACCCACGCAGAGGGAAGGAUGCUCUAUCUCAGGACCCGAGGGCUGCAACCUGUUCAUCUACCACCUGCCCCAGGAGUUCGGUGACGGCGAGCUCAUGCAGAUGUUCCUCCCGUUUGGCAACGUCAUCUCCUCCAAAGUCUUCAUCGAUCGGGCGACCAACCAGAGUAAAUGCUUUGGUUUCGUGUCGUUCGAUAAUCCAGCGAGCGCGCAAACAGCGAUCCAAGCGAUGAACGGCUUCCAAAUAGGGAUGAAACGAUUAAAAGUCCAAUUGAAGAGGCCCAAGGACGCCAGCCGGCCAUACUAACCCACGUCCUAGCCUAGAAAAUCUGGACGAGUCGCGCCCUAUGUCGUAACUUACAGAAUGACGUCCGAGAACGUAAACUCGAUGGACGCUCGACGAUCAGGAGUGACGAGUUGAAUCACCGUUACAACGCUCUCCACCAUAACAACUUAGUAUACUAGCUAGUUAAUUCAUUAGAAGGUAAAAAUUUAGAAAUCAGUAGGAUUGCAACGGCUUCAACGUCGUUGAAGUUCGUGCGGCGGCGGCGAAGAGGCUGAAGCGAAAGCGAUGAAGGAUGUUCUGCGCUGAACCCAGUCCGAGGAGAAGAAGAGCUGAAGAGAGAAGAGGACGAAGCACGCUGAGACGACGUUUCCCGGGUGUUCGGAUAAUCCGUCGAUAGGCAACAUCGGGCUUUCACCUGUGUCUCCCUUUCAUCCACUCCCAUCUCGAAAUCUGCAUGUUUCUUUCUGUCCUCCACGAAUCUAGCCUCUGGUCCCUACUGCCAGGUGAGAGAUCACGUUCGAGCUCGAAGACGAGAGCGCGAAUGGACACCAGCGUGCAGCGUGCGGAACCCGUCGCGGACAUUUUCGGAGGAUCCGAUCAUCCUGGAGAGACCCGCCGGAAGCACUGGAAGUAUUAAAAACCGAUCGUGUCGUCCGAGUGUACACGGUGACGACACGCUGUUUCAGUUACAUGCGCGAAUUACGACAUCGCGCCGCGACGAUCGUUCAGCAUUAAACCGACAAUAGCUAUCCCGUCAAGUAUCCCGUCGACAAACGCCCCUAGGAAUCUCGUCGUAUUCGUUGCCAGUUUCGACGCACAGCGCGGAAAAGAUGCCACGGACGGAGGAAAACUCGCUGGACUCGUACGCCCGGUUUCGAUCGAUAUCCUCGACGAGGACCCGAUCGCGUCGGAUCGCCGUAUCCGUCGAUCGGACAGAACAGCUAGACGAUCACCGUAGUACGAGAGGCUGACGAAUCUUUUGUACCGCACGAAACUAACGAUAUAGUUGUCAGUUGACGAAGAUCCCGCGCGCGUCAUUCUCGACGACGACGAGGGAGAUAGAUGAUAAUCCCCGUGCGACUGACGAACGUAGGAUAAAACGCAGACUCGUCCCGAAGACGCGGACGAUAUCUCUCUCCCAAAAAGACAAAUGUCAAUCAUACGCUAUACAGGGUGCUCGUCUGACGAAACGCGUCUGAAAACUUUGACAAAAACAAAAAGACAAAAAAUUAAAAAAAAAAAAAAGAAGAAAAACAGAGAAUCGAGCGGCGGACAUGGGCUCAGCGCCGGUCCGACAUCCCCGCCGGAUAUCGGGUUCUCUUUAACGUUUAAGGUUUAAAACACGUACCGCGCUGUAGAUUUUAUAUACCGCAGAUAGAGAGUGAGAGAAUGCGAAAGAGAGAGAGAAAGGGAGAGAAAGUGUGCGUGAAGAGGAGUCUGCGUGUGUCGUGCUGCGCGUCGAGGAAGAAGGCGGAGGUGAUCCUGUCCUACUCGCGCGCGUUCGCACGGUGCUCGUCCUCCGCGACUAAUAGCUCUUAUUACUACUAAGGUUAUGGUGAUUAUCAUUAUAAUUAUCGCUAAGUAAGUGACGCGCAAGUUUCCGGCCGAAAGUAUAACCUACUCUGUUGUGGUUCCUGCGUGAACAUCAAGAGAGGAAUCGCGUGUGAGGGCGCGAUUGUCCCGCCUGUCCCACCAUCCGCGACUCGGUCCAACUCAUGGACUGACGAUCGACUUUGCCUGAUCGGUUUAGCAUCGCUCGGGAAAUGUCAGCCAGGCUGUGAUUGUCCAGAUGAUGACGACGACGUCCUAACGAUAAUCUUCUUUAAGUUUAGUAACGAUGCUAUUUUCCGUUGUUGUUGAUGUAAGAAAAAAAGUAAGAGGAGGGAGGAAAUAGAUAAA